This is a messenger RNA of Endocarpon pusillum Z07020, 1011 nucleotides long. RefSeq lists its product as uncharacterized. The record is from RefSeq and is a predicted model, not a curated record. The transcript has a single exon. NCBI's taxonomy places the organism in Eukaryota, Fungi, Ascomycota, Eurotiomycetes, Verrucariales, Verrucariaceae. The coding region runs from base 1 to 1011 and encodes 336 amino acids.
AUGUCAGACAGCAUCACCAUCCCAGGCGGACUUACAGCACCUAUCGCUACACUUCCAGAGAAAUUCUUCCCCUUCUUGUCGCUACCCUACGAACUACGUAACAGAAUCUAUCAUUUCGUGGCAGUCCGGCCUGAUGGCUAUAUCGGUCAAGCUGACAAUCAAGGCGGCGAAUGCACCAUUGGGAGAAUCCAGGCCAGACUCCAAGCGCACCUCCCCAAAACUGUAUUCGACAAGAUCCAUGUUCCAAUCAACUGCCUCCACCCUGAUCACGAGAAAAUGCAACUUGCGAAAGACUUUCGCAACUAUGGUUGCUUAAAUAUUACACAUGUUUGCAGACAAAUGCACAAAGAGUUCACCCCCGUCUUCUUUGAAAGGAAUGGCUUUGAGCUUCGUGACGCAUCCGCCUUUAUAGCAUUCGUCGUCAAGAUGCAGGCUGUACAUACUAGCCUCAUUCGCAAACUUCGCAUCUAUCACACCAUCACCCUCAAUACGGACGACAUUCAAGCAAUCUUUGGGCAGUUGGGUGGUAUCAGUGGAGACACUUUCUAUUGUUUGCUUGAAGACAACUAUCUUAAUGAUGCAACGUCAUGUUCUGCCCUCCUCCACGUCCUCAGGGCCCUCAUUGAAUCGUGCAACAGCCUCCAACAAUUCGAUCUUGUCUACCGCCUAGAAGUGCCGGCCGAGCACUUCCACGUCUUGAAUGCACUCAACACCCCCUACAUCACGCAGCACGCUCAGAGUUGGCGCGGAGAGCCCAUGCGGUGGGAUCUCCACACAAAGAACGUCCUACAGAAGCUCCGACAGGACGAGAAGAUGCGCCAGGAUGAUCCAAUCGCGGUGGAGGUGGAGGAAUUCAAGACCAACGACUUUACCAAUCAGGUAGCUACCGCUUCUGGUCGUCGGCAGCUGUUCUUCGAUGUCUACGCCGAUGCUAUGACGGAGGCGUGCCUCAGCCAUGCUGAGGAAUUAAUCGAAGACGUUGUGCAGAACCGCACCAAGGAGGCUCCGUAA